Messenger RNA from Fusarium verticillioides 7600, 2004 nucleotides. Its product is annotated as oxidoreductase. The transcript has 4 exons. Gene Ontology annotation, molecular function: nitronate monooxygenase activity. The record is from RefSeq and is a predicted model, not a curated record. Lineage: Eukaryota; Fungi; Ascomycota; Sordariomycetes; Hypocreales; Nectriaceae. The coding region runs from base 730 to 1818 and encodes 362 amino acids.
GUGUCUUCAACGGUGCUAACAGCUCUUGAAUUCUGAAAGGCUGUGUAUGAGGCUGUAGCGGAUGUUGCGAUACUUUUUGGAGGAGACAAUAAGCUGACGAGAGCGGCAUAGGGCUACGCGGUUGAGCUCCUGCAUUUCCGAGCUGACUGUACGGGGAAUGCGAUGCAUGUGAGGUGGUCGUUACGAUUCAUGUCACGGGGUCUUUUGAAUCUUGGGUCUGGUCUGGUCUGGUCUGGUCUUUGCUGACUGUUUCUGCCGUUAGCACCGAGCACAUGUCAGAGACGUUGAACAUGGGGAUUACUAAGUUUGCCAUUUUGGUCGAGUCAGGCCAUUCUCACUCCAUUUCAAAAAUUGUUAACAGCUUCUCCUCUUUCGUCCCGAGGUAUCUUCCCCGGAUUCAAAGUGACACUAUCCCCAAUGCGGUAAUCGCUCCUACUCCACACUCUUCCUGCUCAGGCUGAGACGACACUCUACCUAGAGACUAAGGUAGACCUCGGCAUGUGGUCCCUCGUUACCUCCUUCCUAGGUAGUUCCUGCCAUCGCGAGCCGUGCUUCUAACCUCUUUCCCUGCGAAACCCCCUCUCUAUCUGCUGAUUCUUUUUAUACCCCGGAUUUCUUCUCCAUCUCUCGAUUCCUCCUUUUCUCCAUCAAUCAAUCUUGUUCUUGAUCCCACCACCAGAAGAAGCAACAAGUCAGGCGCGACACGAUAGACAAAGACAACCAGACAACAUGGCCUCACCACAGAAGCUCCGAACCCCUAUCACCGAUCUUUUCAAGAUCCAACACCCCGUCCUCCUCGCGGGCAUGAACGUUGCCGCCGGCCCUAAGCUCGCUGCCGCUGUCUCCAACGCUGGUGGUCUCGGUGUCAUUGGUGGUGUCGGAUACACUCCUGACAUGCUGCGCGAGCAGAUCGCUGAGCUCAAGAGCUACCUCAACGACAAGAACGCUCCCUUCGGUGUUGAUCUGCUUCUCCCCCAGGUCGGCGGCAGCGCUCGCAAGACUAACUACGAUUACACCAAGGGUAAGCUCAACGAGCUCGUCGACAUUAUCAUCGAGGAGGGCGCCAAGCUCUUCGUCUCUGCCGUCGGUGUCCCCCCCAAGGCUGUCGUCGACAAGCUCCACGCCAAUGGCAUUGUUUACAUGAACAUGGUCGGUCACGUCAAGCACGUCCAGAAGUGUCUUGACCUCGGCGUCGAUAUCAUUUGUGCUCAGGGUGGCGAGGGUGGUGGCCACACUGGUGACAUCCCCACAACCGUCCUCAUCCCCGCUGUUGUCGACAUCUGCAAGAAGCACAAGUCUCCUCUCACCGGCGGCCCCGUCCAGGUCAUCGCUGCUGGUGGUAUUCACAACGGUCAGCUCCUCGCUGCUGCGCUCAUGAUGGGCGCUGGCGCUGUCUGGGUCGGAACCCGAUUCAUCCUCACUGAUGAGGCUGGUGCCCCCAAGGCUCACAAGGAGGCCGUCCGCACAUCUGGCCACGACGACAACAUCCGCACCAUCAUCUGGACUGGCCGUCCCAUGCGUGUCCGUAACAACGACUACAUCAAUGACUGGGAGGUCAACCGUCAGGCCGAGAUCAAGGAGCUUGUAGCCAAGGGAGUUAUCCCCUACGAGGCUGAUCUCGACAAGCUCGCCGAGGCUGCUAGUGAUAACGAUAGCGACGACGAUGAGGAUUUGUUGGACAAGUACCGACCUUACCUCAUGGGCAAGUGCGCUGCUGUUGUCAACGAGCAGAAGCCUGCCAAGGCUGUCGUGGAUGAGUUUGUAGACGACGCUGUUGCCUGGUUGCAAAGGGGCAACAAGAUGAUUGCCAAGCUGUAAAGAACCUAUAAGAUACCAUGUCUUGUCAUUUAUCCUUGAUUUUUUAGUAUAUUUGUAGACUACGAGCAUAGUUUGCUUGGAUUUACCAUUAACAGCCUCAAUUCAAUCGGUGUAGCGUUCCUCAUAAGGUCUCCUUGAAAAGAUAUCUAUCUGUCCUUGUAAAGGUCACUCUACUCUCUUCGGUGU